Messenger RNA from Racocetra persica, 326 nucleotides. The record is from the annotation of a GenBank genome assembly. NCBI's taxonomy places the organism in Eukaryota, Fungi, Glomeromycota, Glomeromycetes, Diversisporales, Gigasporaceae.
UUGGUGAAAAAGCGGCAGCAUUAAGUAUUGAAAAGUAUCUUCUUCAAAUAGUAUCGGAAACGGUUAAAACGACUAAACUUUUCUCGGUUCCAGAAGAUUCAUCUCGAUUAAUUUCGGCUAAACUUUUAUUACUGAUCGAUUCUUCUACAGAAAAUAAUGGAAAUAAGCUUAAUAAUUCUUUUGGAAAGGACAGUUCAUUGCAAAAAAUAAUUCAUGAGAAUCAAAAUAACGAUAAAGCUAUUGAUUUAGUUCAUCCUGAACCUGUUCAUUCAAAACAAUCUUCUCAAUUCAAUUCAUCAUCUAAUUGUUUAAAUCAUGCAACUUAA